Molecule: messenger RNA, 1557 nt
Organism: Cryphonectria parasitica EP155
Lineage: Eukaryota; Fungi; Ascomycota; Sordariomycetes; Diaporthales; Cryphonectriaceae
Exons: 2
Coding region: 1-1557 (518 amino acids)
Source: RefSeq, a predicted model, not a curated record
AUGCUCGAGUCCGCAGCGACCUCGCUGGCCUCGGUGCUCGUCCUGGCCGUGGGCUUCGCGUCUGCCGCCUACGCGUACCACCGUCUGUACAAGAUGCUGCAGCUGCGCAAGAUGGCUAAUGCCUUUGAGCCGGGCGAUCCCGUGCUGGACCUCGCAGCCAUGGGGAAGGGCAUCUACACCAAGAGGGAAAGGGAGAACAAGAAGAACAAGGGACAGAACCACGGCAGUGAGGACGAAGACGAGGACCACUGGGUAGAGAGGCCCGAGCAGGCCAAAGUAGACGGCAUCGUGGCAGGCCAGGAAAAGGGCCACUACCACCUCCUUCUCGGCGAAAAGGGCACAGGCAAGUCCAGCAUGCUCAUCGAGGCGAUGCGCAAGAUCGACGGUGAGGGCGUGGCCAUGUUCGAGGCGCACUCGGAUCUCGAGAUCUUCCGCAUCCGCCUGGGCAAGGCCCUUGACUAUGAGUUCCACGAGGACUACAUAGGGGGCUACUUCAGCGAAAAGGGCCCGCGCGACACCACCGCCCUGCUGGACAUUGAGCGCGCACUCAACAAGCUCGAGAAGGUCGCCCUGCAACGCCGUGCGCGUGUGGGGCGGCCGCUGGUCAUGAUCGUGAACCAGAUGCACCUUGUGCGCGACGACGAGGACGGCCGUGACCUGAUCGAGCUGCUGCAGCAGAGGGCGGAGCAGUGGGCCGCGUCGAACCUCGUCACCAUGGUCUUCAACAGUGAUGACUAUUGGGUCUAUGAGCGCCUGAAGCUGCUCGCCACCCGUAUGGAGGUCACCAGCGUGUCUGACCUGCCCAAGUCGGCGGCCACAUCGGCCUUGAGAAGAUAUCGCGCCCGCUACUUCAACGAGAUACUGCCUGAGGAUCUAGCCGCACAAGUCUAUGACCGCGUCGGUGGUCGUCUCUCGUUCCUGAACCGCGUGGCCAAGAGUCGUGACAUGCUCGAGACGUGCGAGCAGAUCAAGGAGGUCGAGAAGACGUAUUUUCUGAACCAGUGCUGGAUCCUGGGCGAAGAGAUGGACGACGAUGUCAUGGACCAGCAGAAGUGGGCGGCCGCAGCGAUGGUCCUAGCCCUCGCGCUUGUUGACCUCGAGGAGUCCUCUCCCCCAGGCCUCACUCACCCAGCCACCCCAAUGCCCUUGGAAACCUAUGACCCCGUCGUAGGCCACCGCCUCCCUUCGUUCCCGAUGCACAUCGCCCAGCAGAUCCAGACCCGCGCCGACUUCGUGCGCGAGCUCGACCGCAUGAACCUCUUCACCAUCACCUCGGCCGCCCAAAUGCGUGCCUCCAGCGUGCCCAUGCACAGGGCCUUUCGCGAGAUUUGCAUGCAGCCCGGGUUCAGGGAGCACCUGGAGGCUACCAAUGACCGCAUUUCUGCCAUUGAGAGCCUGGGCCGGACGAGAGAGGUGGUGGCCAAGGAUCUGGUGCUGGGCGGGCGGUAUGAGAUUGCUAGGGAGAGGGAGGGGAGGGGGGAGAAGCUCGUUGUGGGGCUGAGACAGCCUCCUGAGGAGAAGGACGACGACGACAAUGAUCAAGGGAAAGGACGAUGA